Molecule: messenger RNA, 819 nt
Organism: Penaeus vannamei (Pacific white shrimp)
Lineage: Eukaryota; Metazoa; Arthropoda; Malacostraca; Decapoda; Penaeidae
Source: RefSeq, a predicted model, not a curated record
AUGAUCCAGGCUUCAUCCAGGGUCUUGUCGUUGUCGCAGUACGCGGAAGAGGAGGCAGUCGUUGUUAUGAGCUUUGAUUCUAUAGGGUCGCCGGGGGAACGCUUUUCGGGCUCGGUCUCUCGUCCAAAUAACCUCUGGAAUCGAUCUAGAGACCUCGGGAACGGCCGGGAAUCGCUCUGCCACGGCGCCCCGAGAACACCUCCGCCUCUCCCGUCCUCGACCGCACGAAGCCCGUCCGAGGAAGAGGCCGCGCGCUUUCGACGAGUUCGUACGGCCGUUGCAAGUAGUUACGGCGGCAUAUCUUGCAAUGGUGCAAUGUUCGGGCCGGAAUGGAGUCCCAUGAGCUGGGCCCCAACAAACGCGCCUAACCGCCCAGCCUCCCGCCCUCCGUCCCUAAGAGGGUCCCCCAACCACCUGCGUCCAGACCCUCCUCCCUCCAUUUUAGAAGGCAGUCGGCCACGCACCUGCCCUCAAGAACGCCUGCCCCAGCCAUUAUUGCACCUGCCUCAAGACCCCUCCCCCACCAUGCCCGCCAACAACCCCUCUGCACCCACCACGCUUCUUCUCCUGCACCUCCCCAUCUCCGACCCUAGUCCCCCACCACCCUCAGCCCACGCCCAACAACCCCUCUCCCCACCACCACCAUUCUCCUCACCUCCCAUCUCCGACCCUGAGGGCAGUCCCCCACCCACCUGCCUCUCCCGCACCACCUGCCACGAGGGCCUCUCCCCCAAGUACCCCCCCACCUUCUCCCCACCUCCCCAUCUCCCGCACAUUUCUGAGGGCAGUCCGCACUUUCUAAAUGAACUGGAACUAUAA